AUGGGAGUGGUUCCAAUGGCGACUUUGAGCAAUGGCCAGUCGAUACCCGUUAUCGGGAUGGGGACGAUGUCGAUGGUCGGACCAGAGGCGACGAAAGUUGCCGUGGUGGAGGCGAUCAGAGUCGGAUACCGACAUUUUGAUACGUCGUAUUCGUACGGAUCGGAGAAGGCUCUUGGGGAAGGGAUUAGUGAGGCUUUGGGAGUAGGGCUUAUAAAAUCAAGAGAUGAACUCUUUGUGACCUCUAAGUUGGCUUCUGGUUUUGCUGAUCCUUCACUUGUUCUUCAUGGGAUUAAGGCCACUCUCAGGAACUUGGGAAUGGAAUAUGUUGAUAUGUACUUGAUCCACAUUCCAUUGAAGUUGAAUCCUGAAGUAUGUAAAGUCCCAGUUGCAAAGGAUGACAUUUCUGCAAUUGAUCUCAAAGGAGUUUGGGACAAAAUGGAAGAAUGCCAAAACCUUUCUCUCACCAAAGCCAUUGGUGUCAGUAAUUUCUCUCCCAAAAGGCUUCAACAACUUCUUUCCUUUGCAAAAAUACCCCCAAUACUCAAUCAGGUUGAGAUGAGCCCACUUUGGCAUCAAAAUAAACUAAGAGAGUUUUGUAAAGCAAAAGGGAUUCAUGUAACGGCCUAUUCUCCUCUAGGUGCAGUUGGGACUCAUUGCCACGAUAAAGUUGUGAGCUCUGAUGUUAUUGCUCAAAUUGCCAAGGCCAAAGGCAAAACAACUGCUCAGAUUGCAUUGAGAUGGGUGUAUGAGCAAGGGGUGAGCAUAGUGGCAAAGAGCUUUGACAAAGAGAGAAUGAGAGAAAACAUUGACAUUUUUGAUUGGUCAUUGAGUGAAGAGGAAUCAGCUAAGAUUGGCCAACUUCCUCAGCACAAAGCUGGUUUUGCCAAUAUUUAUGGCCAACAUGAUGUGGUUCUUCACCUUGAUGCUGAGCUUUGA
This is a messenger RNA of Benincasa hispida (wax gourd), 936 nucleotides long. Its product is annotated as D-galacturonate reductase-like. NCBI's taxonomy places the organism in Eukaryota, Viridiplantae, Streptophyta, Magnoliopsida, Cucurbitales, Cucurbitaceae. Gene Ontology annotation, molecular function: oxidoreductase activity, acting on the CH-OH group of donors, NAD or NADP as acceptor. The record is from RefSeq and is a predicted model, not a curated record.